GAAACUGUACCGCAUUGAUACUUCUUAGCUACACAGUUGGUGCCCAGUGGAGCAAACUAUAUAAUUCCCGUCCAAAUGCGAUCAUCCCUGAGACUUCUGGCUUCCGUAUCCCGCAGCCAGCCUUCGAAGCUCAGGAAGCCAACCGUUAGCCUUGAUCAUUUCAUCCAAAGGCAACGAGUCAUUUCUCUAUGGCGUGAGAUUGUGCGAGCGCUCAAUAAAAUACCCAGCUCGUCCACCAAGGAUGAACUGCACAGAUAUGCUCGUGGGGAGUUUGAGCGUAAUAGAAACGUUACAGAUUUGCAACAUAUACGAUAUCUCAUCUCGACCGGAAAGUCCGAGUUCGAUAUGAUGAGGCGGUAUAUUGACGAGCAGGUUGUCGGCUAA
Aspergillus costaricaensis CBS 115574 is the source of this 384-nucleotide messenger RNA. RefSeq names its product LYR motif-containing protein 2. The coding region runs from base 76 to 384 and encodes 102 amino acids. Lineage: Eukaryota; Fungi; Ascomycota; Eurotiomycetes; Eurotiales; Aspergillaceae. The record is from RefSeq and is a predicted model, not a curated record. The transcript is spliced from 5 exons. Gene Ontology annotation, cellular component: mitochondrion.